Molecule: messenger RNA, 747 nt
Organism: Elaeis guineensis (African oil palm)
Lineage: Eukaryota; Viridiplantae; Streptophyta; Magnoliopsida; Arecales; Arecaceae
Product: histone H2AX
Cellular component (GO): nucleosome
Molecular function (GO): protein heterodimerization activity; structural constituent of chromatin; DNA binding
Source: RefSeq, a predicted model, not a curated record
ACUGCUCUUCCCCUCAAGGGUACGCCUGCCUUCUCUUCUACGGAAAAACCGGCUGUUCCUUUGUUCCGAUCCUCUCUGCCUCCUCCGAGGGUUAGGGUUUUUUUUUUUCCCAUCGAUCUAAGAAAAAGAAGAAGAAGAUGAGUUCCACGGCUUCGACCAAGGGCGGCAGGGGCAAGCCCAAGUCCUCCAAGUCUGUCUCCCGGUCCCAGAAGGCGGGCCUCCAGUUCCCCGUUGGCCGGAUCGCUCGCUUCCUUAAGGCUGGAAAGUACGCCGAGCGCGUCGGUGCCGGCGCUCCCGUCUAUCUCUCUGCCGUCCUCGAGUACCUCGCUGCUGAGGUUCUGGAGUUGGCUGGGAAUGCGGCAAGGGACAACAAGAAGAGUAGGAUUGUUCCGAGGCACAUCCAGCUUGCGGUGAGGAAUGAUGAGGAGCUUAGCAAGCUUCUUGGGACGGUGACUAUUGCUAAUGGUGGUGUUUUGCCUAAUAUUCACCAAACUCUGCUGCCUAAGAAGGUGGGGAAGGAGAAGGGGGAGCUUGGGUCUGCAUCACAGGAGUUCUAGAUGUCUAACAAUCUCCAGAUAAUUUAGUAAAGGAUGGCGAUAUUUCUCUUUGGGGUUUUUAUGCCAGUGGUAGUGAUAAUUUGAUGUAUGAAUCAAGUUAACUGGUUGCUGUACCUUUUUUAUGUUGAAUCAAACCAUACCCUUUUCUUUAUACAAGGAAAAUAAGUCAAGAAGUUGAUAUUUUUGUUUU